Dermacentor silvarum is the source of this 10540-nucleotide messenger RNA. RefSeq lists its product as uncharacterized. The transcript is spliced from 3 exons. The record is from RefSeq and is a predicted model, not a curated record. The coding region runs from base 8731 to 9885 and encodes 384 amino acids. NCBI's taxonomy places the organism in Eukaryota, Metazoa, Arthropoda, Arachnida, Ixodida, Ixodidae.
GUCAUUAAGAUACAUCAAAAAGAGCAGUGGGCCAAGCACCGACCCUUGUGGUACUCCUGACGUCACGUCAGCCUCACCAGAUUUCUCUCCGUUAAUAAAAACUCUUAAACGUGUAAGCUGCAGAUAAUUUUUUAUGCAAUUAAUUACAAUAGUGCCAUAACAACAAUAAUUUAUGGUGUCAUUAACAAAUUAUGCUGUACAACAUAAAAAGCUUUCUUGAAAUCAAGAAAUAUACAAUCAAAUCGUUACACCUUUAUCCAGUACACUUGCUAGGUCAUGAGCUAAUGCUGUGAGCUGCGUGACAUAGGAAAAUCCACUGCGGAAACCAUGCUGGCAAUUGUUUAGCAGAGUUUUCUCAUAACAAUUGCCAGCAUGGUUUUCUCAUUUAAAUGUUUAAUUAGGUUAGAGAAAAGAACAUCUUCUAGCACCUUGUACACUGUAAUAAUUAACGACACGGGACAGUAGUUAAACACCAAAUUUCGUGGUCCAGAUUUGUACACAUUUGCCCUUUUCCAAUCAGAGGGCAGGCUGUCCUCUUCGAUCGAUUUUGUAAACAGAUAUAAAUAUUUUCAAACUGAACAUGCACAUGAUAAUAAAGCAUUCGGUAUUUCGUCUGGACCACUGGCUUUUGUAGGAUUUCAUUUCUUUAAAAUAGCUUCAAUUCUGCACAGACUAAACACAUAACCUUUUCCAUAGUAACAUCAGAUCUUCUAGGAAAAUUUGUGAGCCUGUGUGCAUGAUAUACCGAUGUAAAAAACGACGAUAUAAGGCAUUCAGCUUUCUGGCGAUUGUUAUACACAAACGUGCCGUCGUUAUCAAUAGUCGGUAUUGUUUGAUCAUCCUUUCCAUUUUUUUUGUGAAGAUUUGCCGCAUUUUUUUGGGGCGGUCUAUUAAUCGCAAGUCUAGGGUUUCAACGUAAUUGGCCUUUGCUUUUUUUAUGGUGUCAUUUAAUGUAGUUGCAAGAUUUCUCUUGCCCCUCCCUCUUUGAAUUUACUGUAGGCAUUCUGCCUCUUGCGGACUAAUCGUUGCACAUCACCCAUAAACCAAGGCCUACUUUUGCUGCGUCUAGCUGGCAUCAGCCAUGAGGGACCAUGUCGCUCACCUAAUUCAAACAAUUUACUUUUGAACCUUACCCAGAUAUCUUCUGUAUGAGACGUAUCUCACAGCGUCUCAAGAACAUUGUAGUAACGGUAAAGUGCCUCUGUUUUAUCGCAGUAUUCGCUUUCUUAUAGCUAUAUAUUCGCCUUGCCCCGCUAUUUACAACUUUAACAUGGCGCAAGUUCAGCUCGCAAAGGACAGCGCUAUGGUCACUUAUACCAGGCACGGCUAGUGUAUUCUGAUCCUCGGAAGGCAAAUCAGUAAGUAAUAAAUCCAGGACAUUAUUUGCUCUUGUAGGUUGCAAAACAAGUUGAUGCAGCGAAAAAAAGCUACACAUCCUUAGUAAUUAAUUUCCCGAGCCACUAUUAAUGCAAGGGUUCAUAUUUUCUUGAGACCAAUCAAUUUCAGGCAGGUUGAAAUUCCCUCCGAUUAUUCUACAUUCAUAAUUUCCUCUUUCAAGUCAUUGAUUACUUUAAUUUGGCUUCCUGGUGGCUUAUAAAAAGAACAAACAAACAGACACAGUCUUUCCUUUUUGCAAUCGUAGCUUCACCCAGAUUGAUUCAGCUGUUUGUGGCUGAAUACUAUAUAACACUUUGGAAUAAACCUCCCAUUUAACUAGUACAAACACACCCGUGUCGAUUUCUGUCUCUCCGAUAAGCUGCAUAAUGUGCGGCAAAGAUUUCAUUGUCACUAAUUUCACUGUUAGCCACGACUUGGAUUCAAGGACAAGUGGGAUUAGUCAUGUGAAGAAGGUUAGCGAAAUGAUGGACUUUAUUUGUCAUGCUUCUGCAAUUCACAAGCACUACUUUCAGCUUGGUAUUGUUGCUUUGCUGUCACCCUGAUUGUAUAACUGAACCAAGUGUCUCAUCAUAAGUGUACUUGAUGUUCAAAAACAAGGAAGAGGCUUACUUUGUCUCCAUCUUUACGGUGCAAAACUUUAUUUCGGUUCACACUGCAGACCGAGGAAGAUUGGGCUAAAGGUGCUUUGCAACACCUGACAAAGGCCCAGCCUCCCUUUGGUUGUUCAAGCACAUGCGGUAGCAGCACAAGUUUCACAAAUUUUUACACAACUAAGUUGAAGUGAAACAUGUAAUAAUAACAACAAAUACAAAACUAACAUGCACGGAAGUAACAUACACUUCUGCAAUGUAAGUCAUUAUGUAGCAUCCAAAACAGUAGUUUAUAAAAUCAGUCAUUGGUAGUUACAAAGCAUUCAUUGUAGAUAUAGAAAUCAUAAGGUCAGUAAAGAAAACAAGACAAAGGUUAUGAUAUUGGUUUACAUCUCUCCUAAUAGCAAACUGAUUAAAAUAUUCGAAGGAAGGUUACUGUUUGAAUGUUCCCUAAUCAGAAGAUCGAUUUCUGGAUGACCAUUUAAGGUACGAGGUAUAACAACCGAAAGUUUUUGAAGGCCAUAAUUUGUUCGUGUCGUAUCAAACUUGUAGUGUUAAUGUAGAAAAUUGUAGGAUGUGUUAACAUUUAAAUACUUUUGCUCAAAAUUUUCUUUAUCAUUUCUGACUUGUUUGUGUAUAUGAAUUGAUAAUUUCUUUAGAUAUGGUUGCGGAAUAUUCUGCAGGCUGUGUUUAAGAAAUUAACUUCUGGUGCUUUCACGAAGUGAUAGAUUUUCAAUAGCACUUAUAGCUCUUUUUUGGAGUAUGGCAAGUUUCAUUACAUUAGUUUCUGUAGUCGUACCCCGUAUUAGUAUGCAAUAAUAAAAAUGAGAGUAGACAAGCGAGUAACACAAUAGGAGCUUUACUCGAACGGGUAAUGCAUAACGAAAUUUAUUUAUUAUGCCUUUAGAACGAGCUACUUUGGUGGAUAAGUAAUUGACGUGUUCUGACCACAGCAUAUUCUCCUGAAAUACAACACCAAGAAAUUUUAUUUUUGAUUCGCGCGCCAGGUAGCAGGUGUGAUACUUCAAGUAGAAAUCAUUGUGAAUGGUUUCAUUCUUUGGUCUGAACACUACAUACUUUGUUUUGUUAACAUUUAAUUGCAGGUGAUUUGCUUUUAGCCGUAUUGCGAGUUCAGAUAACCACGCAUUUGCUAUAUACUGUAAUUCUUGACAAUCUUGUCCAGCAAAAAAAAAACAUUCGUAUCGUCAGCAUAAAUCACAAUAUCCUUAGUAUCUUGUAUGUAAAUUAUGUCGUUAAUGUAUAGUAAAAAUAGGAUGGGACCUAAUAUAGACCCUUGAGGUACGCCUGUUGAGAUUACUCCUGUGUUCAAUUAGAUAUGAUUUACAGUAGUGAAUUGUUGGCGAUUAUUCAGAUAGUUACUGAGCAAGUCUACCGCUACUCCUCUUAUAUCAUAAUAACUCAACUUUCUUUUUUCUUAUGUCGUGUGGUACAGAGUCAAAAGCCUUGCGCACGUCUAGGAAGAUCCCUACUGUUAUUAAUUUCCGCUCAAAGUUGUCGAGCAUUUCUUCCUUUAUACGUAGCAAGGCCGAUUCCGAGCUCUUGUUUUUUCUAAACCCAAAUUGUUGAUCUACAAAAAUGUUAUCAGAAAUAUAAAACUAUAUAGACAAUUGUUAAUUACAUGUUUAGCAACUUUUGCGAAUACUGACAGCACAGAGAUUAUUAUUACAUAGUUAUUUAGAUAAUUUCUGUUACCUCCCUUGUAGAUCACUCGGACUCGGGCCAAUUUCAUGUUAUCAGGAAAAGAACCAGAGGUCAGCAUGGCGUUACAAAUAUGCGCCAGGGGACAGGCGAUAAUAUCGGCGAUUUGUUUAACUGGCCUUGUCAUUAUGUUGUCUACGCCAGGGGCGCAUUUGAGUUUGAGAGAAUGUAUAAUGGGGGGGGGGGGUUAAAUAUUUCAUGUUGACUGCAUCGUAAUAAAAAUAAUGAUUUAGAAUACAUUCCCGUCAUAAAACUCACGGGAUCUAAGGAGUCGUCAUAAGGUUCAUUAGGUGUACCUGCAGUUAAACAGUGUACAUUCAUUCGAUUAGCUAAAUUGAAACCGUCUAAAAGUUUCUCCUUCAUAGGUUAGAGGUGUGUCGAUGCGAUUCUGAUUAAUUGGUUUAACAUAGCCCCAGUUUGCUUCGGGGAAUGGCAUGCAUCGAACUUAUUUAAGUAAUACUCGUUCCGUGCUUUCUUAAUGUUGGCUCACAAUUUAUUUCAAAUUUUUUUAUAUUCAAGAAAUAAAUUAGAGUCGUUAGUCUAUAUGAAACGCGCAAAGAAGCGGUUUUUCUCGACAAUUCUUUCAUACAGUCUCUGGGAAAUCCAUGGUUUCCUACUUUUCCUGUGUCUCCUAAAUGGUUGCACAGGAAAGGCCUCAUUACUGUGAAAAUAUCCAUGAACAAUUUAAAUGAGAUGUCUCUUGAGUCGCAUGGCUCCAGUCGGUGCUGCAUGCGAGUUCUCAAAAGUAAGUGAGGUUUUCCUCGUCCAUCUUCCUGAAUGAAGUAGGCGGAUUACGUUUUGCAUGAGAAGGAAAUGCGCAGAAAAUUGGCAUGUGAUCGCUCAAACCCUAGUAAGGUGUCUGCGAAAAUAUUGUCACUUCUAUCAUUCGUCAGACAAACAUCUGAAAGACUUUCUGUAUUAUUUCUUAUUCUUGUCGGAGAGGUUAUGCAAUUUUCAAAGCCAUGACUCUGCAUCAUGUUAAGAAAAUCGACAGAUAACUUUUGAUUAGAUAGUAAAUUAAUGUUUAUAUCGCCAGUGUAAAUAGCCUUUAGGUUAUUUAUGAAUGCACAGUCGAAUGUCUCUUCAAGGAAUCUACAAAAUUUACUAAUGGAACCACAUGGCGGACAGUACACAAUAAUUAUAACACUAUUAUUAACUAGCAAUGCCAGGGAUUCGAUGUCCGAACUAGUCACACAAAAUUCAGAUAUGAUAGAAUGAGCAAUACCUUUUUUGAUAUACGCACAUAGCCCACCUCCAUGUUUCUGUGUUCGAGACAAGGAAAUGUUUGUAUAGUUAUCAAUGCUUGGGACAACACAAUCAUCAGCAUACCAUGUUUCCGUAAAAGCUAUAACAUCAAACGCUUCAUGAAGGUCCUUAAGGUAUUGGGUUAGUUCAUCGAAUUUGUUUCUCAGACUGCGGGUAUUCAAGUGAAAUAGAGAGAAUGAACUUUUAAUGGUUUCUCGAUUAACUUUGACAACUGUAUUGAACGAGUGCACUUCAAAGGCAGCCAUGAUUUAUGGAAAGUGUGGAAAAAUAGCAAUGUAGGCAAGCUAUUUAAUUUUUCUAAGAUCUAUCUCGCAUUUAAUAAUGGUAGCCCACUUGUUUUCUAGUGAACACCUUGCCGUUAGACUGCCAAAUGUACUGAUGACUAAUUCAGCAGCUUUCGUGCGCGUCAGCCAGAGCAGCCGUUUGUUGCAAGCUGUUAGGUUAUCGUUGAAACAGACGCCUCCCAGCUUUUGUCUCGGUUCCUUAGAUUUAACUUUUGCGCAAUCCCAUAACCUCAUUCUUUUCUUUCGCACAGUCUCUGAAAAGUCUACCCAGACGCUAAUGCUUGUGCCCUUACACUUCUUUGCCAUAACGAGGAUACUCUGCUUGUCUUUAUAACUGGCAAAUUUGGCCAUUAGUGCGCGUUUUUUCUGUGAACUAAAGCUGCCUAGUCGGCACGCCCUUUCAACGCUAACUUGCUCUAUACCUAAAUGAGAAUGGCACAGUUCUGACACUGCUUUCAGACUUAAUUACCCUCUCAUGUUCAUCAUUAUCUUCAACGCCAAAGAAGACCAGAUUAUUACGUCGGCUCCUGUUUUCAGUGUCAUCAACUUUAGCCAUCAGAGAGUCAAUUCCGGCCUCAUUCUGCUCCACUGUUAUCCGGCUGUCUGAAACUGCCGCGUGUAGUUCGUCAAAUUUAUUUAUCUUCGCUUCAAGGUUACCGAUGCGGCUUCUUAAGUCUGCCAUAGCAACCUGUUGUUCAGCUUGAAAGUUUUCUAUGGAUUAUAACUUUUCUUUGAUUACCUUUUGGCCACAUAAAAGUUCCUUUAGAAGGGCAGUAUCUGGGCCAGGAUUCAGCUCAACAUCACAGCACACAAGCAACAACAAAAAAUAAAAUGCAAAAUGACGCAAGAACACAAAGUGACAAUGCCUACGACAAUCGCGCGAUCUAUUAUUUGAGUGAGAGCAUACAGAUGUGAAAACACUGGGUGUGGAACCGGCAAAGCAACAAUGCCAUAAAAGUCUUAGGUUUUGUGAAAACUAACCUGCAUGAGAUACAACAAAGUCGUGAACAGCCCCGCCUUCGCAGAGCCGGUUUCACGCCCCAGAGAGCGACUGAUGUUCCACGACGCUCGAAGUGAUGUACGUGGAUCGCCCAAGGUUUGUUGUCCAGAAGAUCACACCUUCCGAAUUUGGUGGCCUGACAUAUUCCACUUUCAGCUUGAUCAUCAAAUCGGUUAUGCUGGAUUGAUCCCGGUGAUGAAUCUGCGCAGUCAUCAAACUCGAUGUUGUGACAGAGCUGUCGAGAAUCGCUUCCUGCAAACACCUGGAUGAAAUCGGCAAAGUCGUGUAUAUACAAAAUACAGUGAUCAUCUAGUCAAUAAAGACAUAUUUGAAUUGGACACAGUGGAGACAUGAAGAAAGACAUAAUUGGAGGCGUGAAAAAAAGAUCAGCAGGGGAACAUGAGUACAUCAGUUUUGUUACUCAUCAGUUCAUUGAGUAGCCUAGGCAAUCUAGAGCAUAGCAUUUACAUGCUGUAAUUGGUACUUGAGUGAGGUGUAUACCAGUAUUCCGGACAUUGGGUUGAGUAGGGAGCUUUGUGUUUGUUGAGUUGGACUAUUGAUUGUAUAAUGUUUAUAUUUCUUUUGUGCUCGUUUUUAUUAGCUAUUGCCAGACGGUAUCCCACAAGAUUUGUCAUUUUCAAAGUUUUAAGCUCUUGAAAUAAGCAGGCUGAUAGGAAGUUGUACGGCUUGUUACAUAUAUAGCAUGAACAGUUUUCUUUUGUAGUACGUACAACUUGAUAAUGUUUGUCGCAGAAGUCGUACCCCAUACAAGGCAACAGUACUUUAAGUGGCUCAUGAAUAGGGAACUGUGUGAUAAUUUUUUAAUGAAACGGGGUAGAAAGUUCCGUAAAUGAUCAGACUAGUGAUUUGGGAAAGUUUGCCUGCAAGGAAAUCUGUAUGAUUAUUCCAGGCCAUGUGUUGGUCAAAUUGUACACUUAAAGACGUUACAAAUUCUUUCAGAAAUCUUUCAGCAAUUAAUCCUAAGGUCUUCUUUCAAAGUGACUUGCCUUUUUUUACUACAAAAAGAACACCUUCAGUUUUUGAGGAGUUAAGACUAUGGCCAUUUUCGACUGACCACUUAUAUUUUUCCAAAACGAUAUUAUCAUUGCAGGCUAAAUCAAAUUUAUAUGAAAGAAAUAACGUGGUGUCAUCAGCAUAGAUUACAUAAUGUAAGUCUCGAUCAAUGUUAACUAAAUCAUUAGCGUAAAUAUUAAAAUGACGGGGCCCUAAAAUGCUGCUCUGUGGAACACCAAUAUUAACUGAAUGAGUUUGAGAUACCUGAUCGUUCAUAGGGCUGCGCGCUAAAGAGUGACGCUGGCCAUGAUGAUGAAUGAAGAAGGUGAAGGUAAUGCUCACACUAUAAACUGUUUUCUGUGAUUUAAGUAGAACUUAAUCAGGUCUAGGGCAAUGCCACGAAUCUCAUAAUAUUUCAUUUUAGAAAACAGGAGCUCAUGGUUGAUAGAAUCAAACGCUUUCGAGAAAACGACGAAAGCCCUCGGUGUAAGCAGACCUUUUUCAAUAUUGUUUAAGACAAGUUCUUUCUGUUCCAGAGACUGAGCUGAGUGGACCUAUAUUUGUGAACAACAGAUUCCUUUCACAGAUUAUGUUUAUCGAAAAAGUUAAUUAUCCUGCAAGAUAUAAUCAUUUCUAGGCCUAGGUAAAAUAGACUCCACUCAGUGAAGUUUGCUGCGAUUGCUGCUCCAUCUGUCGCAGCGCUGCGAACAAUAAUGAGACGGCCAAAGCGCUCGGGCGUAUUCGUAGGCGCGGUGUCAAUGGUGCUGUUCGGUCUUUUCUGCCAUUGAGGCAAUGUCAUCCUUCAGCUCGACUAAUUCUAAUCCAUCCACUGAAAGUGUAUGGAAGAGGAAGAGGAACAAGUGCCAGUACUGCUGCGUAAAAAACUGCCACAGCCACAAAGGCCAGCCUGGCGUGAAAUUGUACCGAUUUCCUGGCCGCCCGUGGGAGCAAGAACGACGGAAAAGAUGGAUUGUUGCUGUUCGAAGAGUCAAGUAAGUAAUUGUGAAAACAGCGUUUUCCUAGUGUCAAAGUCAAAGUAACUAUAUGUUUUAAGGUCUAGCCAGGUCUAGCUGCUUGAGGUUCUGCAACUGUAUUUGUGUGCUUAGCAUGGUUGGAAGUGUAUGGAGCAUGUUUUGCACAAGAAGCUUGCAUUGCACGAAACUUUACGCGCGAAUUUGCGCCUCAAAUGCUCUUGUAGGCUGCAUGCAAAUCUUUGUUGGUUUGCUUGCAUGCGUGUAGUCCGAUAAUUAACUGUUAAAUUGCGUUUUUCUGUGAUACUUUCAGUGAAGUAAGUAAACUCGGUUUGCGUUGAUUUUGGGAGUAGUGGUGGUGCAUGUAAAUCUAAACUUCAAAUGUCUUCACCAAGUGGCGCCCAGUCGUGAGACUGUUCUCUCUCAUCAGCGCUUUGUGACGUGUUUGCCUCGUUUACCGUCUCGUGAAGAAGUCAUUCAGUUACUGCAUGUGCGCUCUUGCUUGCGGGCGCAUGCAUAGGGCACUGCAUCAUCAGUAUGAACUGCGUAGUAUUUGCAAUCAUGCUCCUCUUAGUUUCUUCAGCGAGAACGACAGCUCGCCGUGGAUGCUGAAGCAGACGAGUAGGAUCUGCUCCAAACACUUCGUGAACGGUGCAAAAAGCAUGAUAGCGACACACCCUGGCUAUCACCUAGCUAUCGUCCCGGAUGUUUACAAAGUUCGUCCUAUAAAAUCAACUGACCAGUUGUCGAGGUAUGGAAGGUGGAAGAAAAGAGACGAGGUAAAGUCAGUGGCAACCGGAGAAGGUUGUUGCACCAUUGCUAGUACGGAUACCACACGGGGCAGCCAAGGUACAGAUGCAGACACUGCAGGUCACAAUUACUCUCUGCGUCCGCCUGGCUUGGAGCUCCUCUGCGCUGCUGCUGCAUCACUACAGGUGGCACAAGAAGAUAAGGCAUGCCAAACUGACGGUGAUUUUGUGGCCUCCAGCAGUUUCAGUGUUCUGUUGUGUUCUGUGCAGGGUAACAAAUCAUGCACCCAGGUGGAGCACAAAAGUGUUUGUAGCGCAGCGGUUCAGUGCAAACCGCCCACGACUUCAUGCCAUAGUGGAUUUGACCACCAAACUAUCUGCUUUACUGGCUAUCAAAGUGUCAAAAAGUGUGCACCUGCUGUCAGGGACCUGUGUGGAGUGACACUAGAUGUGGUUGCUCUACUAAUGAGCAUAAUGCCAGCCUGUGCAGAGUGUAGGUGUGAUAUUCCAGUAGCAGACAGGGUUUUGAUGUUUCUGAUGAAGCUGGGCAUCAGCUAUUCAUCUCUCGCAGUACUCUUUUCAGUGAGUCGAACUACAGUGUCGCACCAUAGUGUCCUGAGAACUCUGAGAACUGCCACCCAGAAGUGGACUUUUCGUCCCCCAGCUCAUGUAAUAAUGAAAACUAUGCCCGAGUGCUUCAAAGCAAACUACCCAGGCUGUUCAAUGAUCAUAGACUGUACCGAGGUGCGUACAGAACAGCCUAGCACUGUGCAGCAGCAACGAGUACUUUACUCCCACUACAAAGGAGGAUAUACUCUAAUGUUUCUUGUGGUGCAGUCUGCUUCUGCUCAAAGGCCUACGGUGGAAGAUGUUCUGAUGCAUACAUCACUGUAGAUUCUGGAUUUUUAGACUUAGUGCAGCCAGGGGAUGUGGUCAUGGCUGACAAAGGAUUUCCAGGGAUAAAGUCUGGGUUGAAACAGGUACAAGCUGUGUUGGUGAUGCCUCCCUUUCUACAAAACAGUGACCAGUUCAGUGAGGGGGAGGUAACAGAGACGUACAGUAUAGCACAGGUUCGUAUUCAUGUUGAAAGAGUGAUCCAGAGAAUUAAGUGUUACAAUAUCCUGAAUACUAGAGUGCCUACAGAGCUGAUCUCGGCAAUGAGUGACGUGUUUCAUGUAGUAUGUUGUGUUCUUGCUAACUUGCAGCCUCCAAUCAUUCGUGAAAGGGCGUCUGCAAGUGAAAGCGUGUAAUAUUAUAUUUUGAUGUGUUAAAUUCAUGACUCCGAUUUCAGACUGUUAUGCUUACUAGGUUUCGAGCUUAUUAAAGUCUUAUAUAAACCAAACAUAGUGAUGAAAGUGCAUGUGUGAGGUUCCAUUGAAUGUAUACAAGUGUUUGUGUUUAAGCUAGUGCUGUAUAGUUAUGGCAAGGACAGUUCUGUGAAGUUAUUUGCAAGAAUGCAUUCUUUCUAAAAAGAAUGUUAAGCUAUCAAUCUUGUAAGUUGUGUCUUGCAAUGUAAAUAAAAUUUCCUAUGUGUUCUUUUAAAUCUGCA